Messenger RNA from Capsicum annuum, 1191 nucleotides. RefSeq names its product transcription factor MYB108. NCBI's taxonomy places the organism in Eukaryota, Viridiplantae, Streptophyta, Magnoliopsida, Solanales, Solanaceae. Gene Ontology annotation, biological process: regulation of DNA-templated transcription. Gene Ontology annotation, molecular function: DNA-binding transcription factor activity; sequence-specific DNA binding. The record is from RefSeq and is a predicted model, not a curated record. Gene Ontology annotation, cellular component: nucleus. The transcript is spliced from 3 exons. The coding region runs from base 34 to 729 and encodes 231 amino acids.
UAUAAACAUAACAAUUAGUAUUUGAGAAUAUAUAUGGAAGCAUCAAUGGAGAUGAAGAAAGGGCCAUGGAGUUCAGAUGAAGACUCUAAACUCAUCCAUUCCAUCUCCUUACUUGGCCAAGGACGUUGGGAUUCUCUCGCUCGCUUUGCUGGGUUGAAGCGUAGCGGUAAGAGUUGUCGAUUGAGAUGGUUGAAUUAUUUGAGACCAAAUUUACGACGGGGAAAAAUAACUCCUCAAGAACAACUCCUUAUUAUACUCCUUCACUUUCGCUUUGGAAAUCGAUGGUCAAAGAUAGCGGAGAACUUGCCAGGAAGAAGUGAUAACGAUGUAAAAAAUUACUGGAGAACCAAAGUGCAAAAACAUGCGAAAGAGCUUCAUUGCGACGUAAAUAAUAGCCACCAAUUUCGACACUUUCUUCUCUAUCAAUGGCUUCCAUCUCUGCUGGCUCAACAAAUAUCGCCUACUACGCCACCUUCUUCUCCUAACAACAUGAUGACAUGUCCAAACGCUGAUUUCAUCUCAUCACCAGAAGAUAAUAAUACGAGUUAUAAUAUUUGGAACAACUUGUCUAGUUUUGAAGAUGAAAUUAAUAUUUCUCAUGAUUAUUCAAUCCCUACUGAUGAUGAGUACUACUGUCACAAUUAUUGGCCAACUACACCAUCACAAGUACUAUUACCAGAUGAAAUGCUAUGUUUGGAUGAUGAUAUGGACCUCUGGCUCUUUCCUUAGAGUUGUGUGUAACAUGCAUGGGUAGCUAUUUUUAUUCACACUUUAUAUGUAUAUUAAGAACCAAGUAUCUAUCUAUCUGUGACUCUGCACUUGAGAUUGUUACAGAUGUAGUCAUAAGCUUUAAAUUCAGCAUUCUAGAUAUUGCUAAUAAUUAAUUUAUUGAUGAAAGACUGUACGAGUAGCCCACCAACUUAGGAACCUGGUCCCUAUCCAACGCAUGAAGUAAUGAACAAGAGUAAAUAGAGAAUGCAAUGUAAGAGAAACAGUGUUCACAUGAUAUUUACGUGAAAACCUCCUUACUCAAGGGAUCAGAGUAAAAUUACGACCUACCACGUAGAUUUUUCAACUACUUCACUAUCUUCAAGAAACUUGAAUACAGACUCCAUAUAGUUCACGGAUUAACCUGUUAAUCCUCAACGACUUGCAAUAGCUCUAUUACAUGACUCCAGAACAAUAACUCUA